Eruca vesicaria subsp. sativa (arugula) is the source of this 3141-nucleotide messenger RNA. The record is from the annotation of a GenBank genome assembly. NCBI's taxonomy places the organism in Eukaryota, Viridiplantae, Streptophyta, Magnoliopsida, Brassicales, Brassicaceae.
AUGAUUGACAAGAAGAUGAGAUCAAAAUCCAUUGGUCUCCUUGUGAUUCUUAUUUACUACGUUCUUUCCCUCUCUGUCUUCUUUCUUAAAGUUACAGAAGCUGUCUGCAAUCUCCAAGACCGAGACUCUCUCCUUUUAUUCUCCAUCAACGUAUCAUCUCCACUUUCUCCUUUGCAUUGGAACUCAUCCACAGAUUGUUGUUCAUGGGAAGGGAUCUCAUGCGACAAUUCUCCUCAAAACCGAGUCACUGCGAUUCUUUUACCCUCUAGAGGACUCUCCGGUCCUCUCCCAUCCUCUGUUUUGAAUCUUCGCCGUCUCUCUCAGCUCAACCUUUCUCAUAACCGUCUCUCUGGUCCUCUCCCACAAGGCUUCUUCUCUGUUCUUGACCAGCUCACGGUUCUUGAUCUCAGUUACAACAGUUUCAACGGUAAAUCACCAUUUGAACAAUCAUCAUCUACCAAUGGAAGUAACCAAAGCUUACAAAUUCAAACCGUUGAUCUCUCCAGCAACCUUCUCCAAGGAGACAUCAUCAGCGAUUCUGUUUUUCUUCAGAGAGCUUUAAGGUUAACCAGUUUCAAUGUCAGCAACAACAGCUUCACCGGUCCACUCCCUUCCUUCAUCUGCAAAAUUUCACCGCAGCUAACAAAACUGGACUUCUCUCAUAACAAAUUCACAGGCGUUAUCUCUCAAGGGUUAGGUAGAUGCUCCAGGCUACGUGUUCUCCGAGCAGGCUUCAACGAUCUAUUUGGUGAAAUCCCUAAAGAAAUCUAUAAUCUAACUAACCUCGAGGAACUUCGUUUACCAGCCAACCAUCUCUCUGGGAAGAUAGAUGAUGAGAUCACUCGUCUCACGAAACUGACAUGUCUUGACCUUUAUUUCAAUCAACUUCAAGGGGAGAUACCAAAGGAUAUAGGGAAGCUUGUCAAUCUCCGCAAACUACAGCUCCAUAUCAACAACUUCACAGGCUCUGUACCCAUCUCUCUAGCUAAUUGCACAAAGCUUGUGAAGCUGAAUCUACGUGUUAAUAACCUGGGUGGAGCCUUAUCAAAUGUAGACUUCUCCCGUUUUCAGAGCCUCAGCAUUCUUGACCUCGGAAACAACAGCUUCACCGGAGACUUUCCUUCAACGGUUUACUCUUGCAAGAACCUAACCGCGAUGAGAUUUGCAGGGAACAAGUUAACAGGACAGAUAUCUCCACAAGUACUGGAACUGAAGUCCCUUUCGUUCUUCACAUUUUCACAAAAUCAAAUGACCAACAUUACAGGCGCACUUAGCAUUCUGCAACACUGCAGAAAGCUCUCUACUCUCAUCAUGGCAAGGAACUUCUACGACGAAACGAUACCAAGCAACGAGGACUUCCUUGAUUCAGAUGCGUUUCCAAAGCUCCAGAUCUUCGGUACUGGUGGAUCAAGAUUGAGAGGUGUUAUACCCGCUUGGUUGAUCAAGCUCAAGAGCGUAGAGCUUAUGGAUCUUUCACAAAAUCAACUCGAGGGGUCGAUUCCUGGUUGGCUAGGAACUCUUCCAAACCUUUUUUACUUGGAUCUUUCUAGUAACUUUCUUACAGGAGAGCUUCCAAAGGAACUGUUUCAGCUGAGUGCUCUCAGGUCCCAAAAUGUUUAUGAUGCAACAGAGAGGAGUUACCUAGAGCUGCCUGUUUUCGUCAGUCCUAAUAACAUCACCUCUAAUCAACAAUACAAUCAGAUCUCCAGCCUCCCACCUGCUAUAUACGUCAAUAAGAAUAAUCUGAACGGGACCAUACCGGUUGAGAUUGGACAGCUAAAGGUUCUCCUUGUCUUGGAGCUUCAAAUUCCAACUCAGCCUGCUUCUACAGAGAUGAAUAAAGAAAAGGUUAACAUAAAGCUUAUUGUGGGGGUCGUCAUUGGGAUCUUUUUUGCCAUCGGUUUGAUUAUGGUGAUGUUUGCUCUGUGGGUGAUGGUCAAGAAGAGGGUGAAUCCAGGAGACUCUGAGCUCGCCGAACUGGAGAUAAGUUCCCAUGCCUCAUACUCUGAAGUUCCUACAGAUUCCGAGAAAGACAUAAGCCUUGUACUAUUGUUUGGAAACAGUAGAUACGACGGAAAAGACCUGACCAUAUUCGAGCUCUUGAAAGCUACAGACAACUUCAGUCAAGCUAAUAUUAUCGGAUGCGGCGGGUUUGGUCUUGUCUAUAAAGCCACAUUGGAUAAUGGGACGAAACUAGCGGUCAAGAAACUCACCGGAGAUUACGGUAUGAUGGAGAAAGAGUUCAAAGCAGAGGUAGAAGUCCUCUCCAGGGCCAAACAUGAGAACCUGGUCGAUCUACAAGGCUACUGCAUCCACGAUGGUGCACGCAUACUCAUCUACUCGUUCAUGGAGAACGGGAGUCUAGAUUAUUGGCUGCACGAAAACCCUGAAGGUCCAGCUCAGCUAGACUGGCCUAAAAGACUGCACAUCAUGAGAGGAGCAAGCUCUGGACUAGCGUACAUGCACGAGGUAUGUGAACCACACAUAGUACACCGAGACAUCAAGUCCAGCAACAUCCUUCUAGACGGGAGUUUCAAGGCCUACCUCGGAGAUUUCGGGUUAUCAAGACUGAUCCUACCCUACCGCACACACGUCACAACUGAGCUAGUGGGCACAUUGGGUUACAUUCCUCCAGAGUAUGGACAAGCAUGGGUAGCUACCUUGAGAGGUGACGUGUACAGUUUCGGUGUUGUAAUGCUAGAGCUACUCACGGGGAAAAGACCAAUGGAGGUUUUUAAACCAAAGGUGUCGAGAGAGAUAGUGGCGUGGGUGCAUCAGACGAGAAAAGAUGGGACACUAAAGGAGGUUUUUGAUCCGUUGUUGAGAGAGACUGGUAAUGAAAGAGAGAUGCUUCGUGUGCUUGACAUUGCCUGCAUGUGUGUGAACCAAAACCCAAUGAGGAGACCAAAUAUUCAACAAGUUGUGGACUGGCUUAAUGAUGUUGAAGCUCAAAACACAAACCAAAGUAACAGAGAAGAAGAAACCAAAGAAGAGUGAAGAUAACUUGUGUGCCUUUUUGUACUUUUAUCACACAUUCUGUAUAAGUAAAUAUACACUUAAUUUUUGAUUUUUUGUUUAUCAAAUCCAAAUGUUAAGCCAUCAUUUUCAUGUAAAUUAUUUUUUUUUAUUUUUUUUGAAAAG